CGAGCUGGAAGGCGGGCGCGCGGGCGCGCGGCGGGCACCAUGCAGGAAGGCUGCCAGGGGCCGUGGGCAGCGCUGCGCUCUGCCGCCCGCCUGGCGCUGUGAUUCGCACGCUGCCACCAUGUUCCCCAGCCCCGCGCUCACGCCCACGCCGUUCUCGGUCAAAGACAUCCUGAACCUGGAGCAGCAGCAGCGCAGCCUGGCCGCCGGGGAGCUCUCGGCGCGCCUGGAGGCCACUCUGGCGCCCGCCUCCUGCAUGCUGGCCGCCUUCAAGCCCGAGGCCUACGCGGGGCCGGAGGCCGCGGCGCCCGGCUUCCCCGAGCUGCGCGCCGAGCUGGGCCCCGCGCCCUCGCCCGCCAAGUGCGCGCCUGCCUUCUCAGCCGCCCCCGCCUUCUAUCCGCGUGCCUAUGGCGACCCCGACCCUGCCAAGGACCAUCGAGCUGAUAAGAAAGAGCUGUGCGCGCUGCAGAAGGCGGUGGAACUGGAGAAGCCAGAGUCCGACAGCGCCGAGCGACCCCGCGCGCGAAGGCGGAGGAAGCCGCGCGUGCUCUUCUCGCAGGCGCAGGUCUACGAGCUGGAGCGGCGCUUCAAGCAGCAGCGGUACCUGUCGGCUCCCGAGCGCGACCAGCUGGCCAGCGUGCUGAAGCUCACGUCCACGCAGGUCAAGAUCUGGUUCCAGAACCGGCGCUACAAGUGCAAGCGGCAACGGCAAGACCAGACUCUGGAGCUGGUGGGGCUGCCCCCGCCGCCGCCGCCGCCGCCGCCGGCCCGCAGGAUCGCGGUGCCAGUGUUGGUGCGCGAUGGCAAGCCUUGCCUGGGGGACUCGGCGCCCUACGCGCCGGCCUACGGCGUGGGCCUCAACGCCUACGGCUACAACGCCUACCCUGCCUACCCCGGGUACGGGGGCGCGGCUUGCAGCCCCGGCUACAGCUGCACCGCUGCUUACCCGGCCGGGCCGCCUCCGACGCAGUCGGCCACGGCCGCCGCUAACAACAACUUCGUGAACUUCGGCGUCGGGGACUUGAACGCGGUGCAGAGCCCCGGGAUUCCGCAGGGUAACUCGGGAGUGUCCACGCUGCACGGCAUCCGAGCCUGGUAGAGAAGGGACCGGUCUGGGAGGCCUCCGACCGAUCCCACCUCUCAAGAGGGACACUGACUAAACAGGGGAGAGGGAGGGCUCCCGACACGAUCCUGCGAUCCCUCGGAUGCCGCAUGCGCUCCCACGGAGGCUUCGGAGCUUUUCCCGCCCCGUGCGCCUUUGUUCCCCGAGAGGGAGAGUUUGCGGCCAGGUUUACGCAGCUUGUGGUGAGUGAAACGGCAGCCUGGUGCCUAGCUGUGGCCCCAGGAGUGCCCUCCGAGCGCCCAGGAGCAUCCCUAACGGGCCGAACACCUGCCCAUUGGGACUGGGAGCCCGGGCGCAGCAGCCUCCUAACUGCUGCCUUUCCCCAAGCCUGGGCCGGGCGCCCGGGCCCUUGCUGCCCUGCGGCUGCCCCCCCACCCCCACCCGUAUUUAUGUUUUUACCUGUUUCUGUAAGAAAUGAGAAUCUCCUUUCCAUUAAAGAGAGUGCGCUGA
Messenger RNA from Odocoileus virginianus texanus, 1570 nucleotides. It is a transcript of the gene NKX2-5, whose product is annotated as NK2 homeobox 5. NCBI's taxonomy places the organism in Eukaryota, Metazoa, Chordata, Mammalia, Artiodactyla, Cervidae. Gene Ontology annotation, molecular function: RNA polymerase II cis-regulatory region sequence-specific DNA binding; DNA-binding transcription factor activity, RNA polymerase II-specific. The record is from RefSeq and is a predicted model, not a curated record. Gene Ontology annotation, cellular component: nucleus. Gene Ontology annotation, biological process: regulation of transcription by RNA polymerase II; cell differentiation.